UAUUGACAGCGGAUGUGCGAGAGGAAGCCGCAGCACACACGUGUUUUCUUGCAGGUUUGAAGGUUACAGAAGAAGCUUCAGGGAGCCUCCGUGUCUUCUGUCCAGCGGAGAGGGUCAGCGGGACGGCGUGGGUCGAGGCGGCACUGAAACGCGGACAUGGAUCCCAUGAAGGCGCAGCAGCUGGCGGCGGAGCUGGAGGUGGAGAUGAUGGCUGACAUGUACAACCGAAUGACCAACGCCUGCCACAGGAAGUGCGUCCCGCCACAUUACAAGGAGGCGGAGCUGACGAAAGGCGAGUCGGUCUGCCUGGAUCGCUGCGUGGCCAAAUACCUGGACCUUCACGAGAGGCUGGGACGAAAGCUGACAGAGCUGUCGGUCCAGGACGAGGAGAUGAUGAGGAAGGCGGCUGUUGGCAGCGGAUAGACACUGACAAAGGAGACAGAGUGGUGCAUUGUGGGGGAAUUACAAGGUAAUGGGAUGGGAUUAGCAUGUGAAGACUUGUGUGUUUUAAUAAGAGGGUGGGUAUAUCAAAAUAAAGUAAUGAGGGUCCACCGAGAGAAACUGCCUCCUCAGCGUUAGGGGAUGAUAUAAGGGGCAACAUCGGAGGAUGCCCUGGAGCAGCAGCAGCAGGAGGACAUCUUGGAUCUGCCCCCGGUGGUCUGCCAGCCUCUCUGGAGCUGGAUUUUACAUUCAGCUCGACCUGCUGAAAGUGGACUGGACAUAUAUUUUAUUUCUGUCGUACUUUGUGCUUGUUUUCGGCUGACUUGAGUUCACAUUCGCCAAAUGUCAUCAGGUUAAAGCAAACACAAAGGCUGACUUUAAUGCAGCCGAUGAUCCCAAGUCAACUUUUGAAUUCUGUAAUUUUGUACUUUUUUGUUUUGGGCCGUCUUUAUAAGAUCGACACGCGACAACAUUCAGGUAGAAAUGCAGUAUUCACCGUUACAGGUUGUCUGUUAUGCAGACAUGGUAGGAUUUCUGAGGAGUGUAUUACUAAGCAGGAUUCAGGGGUUUGUGAGGUAUGUUGAGCUUGAAGUUUUCAGCAUCACCGAGUCCGUACUCGGUUUACAGCUUAUUAUGUAUUUGUGCAACUUCGUCCCACUGAAUGGAGCAGAAUAAACUGUUUGCAUCGCGUUGCCGUAGUAACCCACAUGCAUUCAGUUCAUGAUGCAUAAUUUGCAUAAAGAACUAGGCUGAAUUUCUGUCAUUUCUGCAGCUUAUGCAGCACAGAUUAAAAACUGCUUGGUGUGUAAAUUUUAUUGCACAGAACAUUCAAUUAUCAACACUGAUUUCACUUAAAUUCUUAACUAUGAGACAGUGUCAGACCUAAAUUCACUUUUUUCAAUAUGUUUAAUUCUCUAAUGUUAAAAAGCUCUAAUGUUCAGCUGUCACAUCCGAAGCAAGCAGCACAACUGAGAGAUAAAAUAUGUAUAACGUGAUUAAAUAUUUUCGAUCGGCAUUCCUGUCUUACAUCAUUUGCAGUAACAGCGUUGUUUUUUAGAGUAACAAUUUUGAAUGUUCCUCACUGCUUUCUGUUAUUACAGCCUGUUGCUUUUAACGUAGGUGGCGAGUCGUCUCUCCAGGUUUUGCAGAACAAGAGUCAAAUGACGGAUCAGAUGUCCUCUUUUAUGGGAGUGUGGUGAAGAAAACCUGCUAACAAAUAUGGUUUACAGUCCCCUGUUGUCUCUGCUUGAAGUUUUCAGUUUAGUGGAGCCAGCUAACGCAGAACAGGCCCGGCUUUGUCAGUGCACCCCUCUUAAAUCCCAUCAGCUACAAGGAUCAGAGUGUGUAUUGAGUUAAUGAGCCAGGUUGUGCUUUUUUUUACAGGUCUCUAUGCACAGUUUCCUCUUUUUUUUUCUGACCUGGACGGUGCUGUGUUGUCGCAUACAGGCGGCCUGAACUUUGCUCAUUUUGUCAUGUUUAUGUAGACUGUGUUGUCUCAGUGGACCAUGUUUUCUCUAUUUGUAUUUUUUGUCAUAUGCAAACCACAGUGACAGGGCCUCUGUAUAUCGGUGAAGCUGCACACUGUGCUGCUGUUACUCUAAUAAAAAACUGUCAUCCUUUA
Molecule: messenger RNA, 2062 nt
Organism: Acanthochromis polyacanthus (spiny chromis)
Lineage: Eukaryota; Metazoa; Chordata; Actinopteri; Pomacentridae
Gene: timm10
Product: translocase of inner mitochondrial membrane 10 homolog (yeast)
Exons: 2
Coding region: 157-423 (88 amino acids)
Biological process (GO): protein insertion into mitochondrial inner membrane
Cellular component (GO): mitochondrial inner membrane
Source: RefSeq, a predicted model, not a curated record